Phragmites australis (common reed) is the source of this 1758-nucleotide messenger RNA. RefSeq names its product nuclear pore complex protein NUP54-like. The record is from RefSeq and is a predicted model, not a curated record. Gene Ontology annotation, molecular function: structural constituent of nuclear pore. The transcript has 9 exons. Gene Ontology annotation, biological process: NLS-bearing protein import into nucleus; protein localization to nuclear inner membrane; nuclear pore organization. Gene Ontology annotation, cellular component: nuclear pore central transport channel; nuclear pore. Lineage: Eukaryota; Viridiplantae; Streptophyta; Magnoliopsida; Poales; Poaceae. Bases 114 to 1331 code for a protein of 405 amino acids.
CGAUCCCAUAGACACGGUUCACUUUGAACAUCUUUACCCACACUAACCCCAAGCAAAAAAAAAAAAAAAAACGCCCUAAACCCACACCCUCGCCGCUGGUGAUCGCCGCCGCCAUGUUCGGGACCCCCACAUCCUCCCCACUCUUCGGUACCCCGUCCUCCGCGCCCGCCUUCGGGACGCCCUCCCCAACCCCCGUAUUCGGCACGCCCUCCUCCACCCCUGCAUUCGGCGCGCCGUCGUUGACCCCGACCUUCGGCACCCCCCCGUCGGCGCCCGCAUUCGGGACCCCGUCGUCGACCCCGGCUUUCGUGACGCCUUCCUCGACCCCUGCGUUCAGCGGGCUGACCUCGACCCCGGCUUUCAGCGGGCUGACGUCGACCACGGGUUUUGGGACACCCUCUUCGACGCCGGCGUUCGGCGCGACGCCUUCGCCCUCACCCUUUGGAUUCCAGCAGCAGGCGACACCGUCCCCUUCGCCGAUCGGCUUACUUGGAGGAGGCGGCGGGCAGAUCACCACCCAGAUGGCCCCCGUCGCGCCGCUGCCGCUUUCCCCCUCCGACCGCGACAUCCAGGCUAUCGUGGAUGCGUACAAGGAGGACCCCGGGAACCCCCGUUAUGCUUUUAGGCAUCUGUUGUUCAGCGUGACAGAGCCUUCGCGAAGGGUGAAGCCAGUUGCUGCAUCUGAUAUUAUGUGGACGGAAGCAAUGGGGAAGCUCGAAUGCAUGGAUAGUGCGGAUAGGGAGAGGCUGUGGCCUCAACUUGUGCAGGGGUUUAAAGAUCUUUCCUGCCGGCUUAAGCUUCAAGAUGAAGUCCUUAUUUCAGAUACUGAAAGAUUGAGCAUGACCCACUCUAAUGUUAAAAUGCUGCGAAGGCAUUUCCAAGCUGACACAUAUCCUUGGAUUCAACGGUUGAAGCAGCAAGAACUGGUUCUUCAAAGACGCCUUUUAAGGUUCAUGAGAAUAGUGGAGGCAUUGGAGAAUCGAGGUUACCGCGGUCCUUUAACGAAGGAGGAAUCUGACUUAUAUGAAAGAUUGGUUGCUAUAUUAAAGAGGCUAAAAGGACCUAAUGCUGAUCUGUCUAAGAGAGUUAAUACUCUUCUGUCGACAUCACGUCUUCUGGCUAGCACUGGUGGUGCUGGUGGUCCCAUCUAUAUUCCUAGUUCGGCCAAAGUUGAUGAACGGAGUGUUACAGAGCUUCUUGAGGCCUUACAACUACAAACGGAGGCUGUUGCCAAGUUGGGUAAUGUGUUGAAGAGGAAUAUCAGAGACCUUGAAAUCAUGCAAUCAGAAGACACGGAUAUGGCUGAAGACAGCGUUGGGAGAAUGCACUAAAGAUGUACAAUCGAAGCAAGGUCUUCGUUUUAGCUUCUAAUAAGCAAAGGGAGAUCCAUCGUGGUACACAGAUUGGAGCCUCCAAAUGAUUGGGAGUAUCAUCUAGACACGUCCUGCAUAACUACAAGCAAAUUUGAUUCCUCAUUUUCUUUUUUUGGAAGCUAACCUUGCGAUGGGUAGUUGUAUGUCAAACUGAGGUGAUGUUUCUAAAGCUCGUUCUCUUCACGCUAACUACAUUUUGAGUCUUGUGGUGGAAACCACACCUCUAGCUGAUGAGCUCUUGUAACUUUCCCCUGGGAUAGUUGUGAAAUGGGAGUCCUUUACCGUUAGUGGAUGUAAUGCUUGUUGUAACUUGUAUUCUGGACACUGUAGACCAACUGUUACAUGGUUGCAGCCUAAGUGGUUCAUGCAUAUGUCUGUUCCUUAA